AUGGUUGAGAAAUUGCCGGAGCUGGAGGACUGGGGGUGGCAGGAGCUGCCAGGCUGCCAGGCUGUGGCUGGCAAAGCGUGUGACUUCUCCUCGGCCAUCUCGGAGUAUUACGAUGCCCACUACAUCCGGGUGCGGGCACACWCGGGGCAGGAGGAGUCUCCAUGGUCUGGGAUCGUGGAAAUGGAAUAUCUGUGGGGUGAAUUCCUGGUUGUGACAAAUCCCUCCCCACUUCCAUUGCAAAGGAACUCAGAAUCUUCCUUCCACUCAGUCACUGGCUCAGUUGGAAUCUUCCCUUUUACUCCAGCUCAAGUGUUGCCCUGCUUUCUGUGUUUUACCUUUUUGAAUGGGUUAUUAUAUAAACAGGCUGAAACACACAAAAAUGAUAAUUUAAAAACUUUCCUGGGGAAGGACCGUUCCCCUCACAGCYCCCCUCUUUGUGGUUGUUUCUUCCAGCUCCGGAGUAAAAAUAUUUUCCCAGUUGACACCAUCGAUGAUCUUGCCCCAGACACCACCUAUUGCUUCAAAGUUCAAGCAAAUCUCCCCACAGAGGGAAAGCAGGGCUUGUUCAGCCCCAUCAGCUGUGUGAGAACCACCCAAAAAGUGAAUGACCUUCUGUGUGCAACCAACCUGAGUGUCCUGGCUUUGAACAUGAAAUUCCACCUGCUUUGGAAUAACCAGGGUGAGCAACAGGUGAACUACAACGUCCAGUACCUCACUGGAUUCCUGAAGAAGCUCAAUGAUGAUUACUCUGACAAGUGGCUUAGUGUCCCUAAGUGUGAAAACAUCACCCACACCUGGUGCAACUUCUCCUCCAUCAUCACCACCACGGGAUUUUAUUAUCUGCGAGUGCAGGCCAGGGCGGGACACAACAGAUCCUGUUUAUUCAGAGAAGUCAAAGUGGAUCCUCUGAAAACAAAUGGAAUUGGCCCUCCUGGUGUAAGGCUGGACAUCAGUGACACUUUGCUCCACAUCCUCAUUUCUCCUCCAGGAGAAGAUGAGGAUGAAUUCAUGAGGGAUCAUUAUGACUUGUCCUACAGGAUCCUGUACUGGAAGAAUUCCUCAAAUGAGGAGGAGGAGGUGAGGCAGAAGGAGGUGAAGCAGACCAUCGCCACCAUCCCCGAGCUCAGCCCCUCCACACUGUACUGUGUCAAGGUGCAGGCCUUCUCAGAGCCUUACAACAAAAGCAGUGCCUACAGCCAGCAGAAAUGCAUCCACAGCCCUGCAGGUACACCUUUACCUCUGCUCAUCUUUGGAAUUUUCAUGGGUGCCCUGCUGGUUGUCCUGCUGGUGGCCACUCCUCUUGUUUUUGUGCUCUACCAAGCCUACAGCAAAAUCAAAUACGUGUUCUUCCCCUCCUGCCAGCCCCCCCUGAACAUCGAGGGCUUUGGAGCACAGCUCUUCAGCAGCCCUUACCUGUCAGCUGCAGAGGAGCCAGUGGAAAAUUGCUGUGUGAUUGAAUCCAUGAUCACAGAAGAGGGAAAUCAAAUUAAUUUUACAGACUACRAACACUGCAAACAGAGCAGUCGAGACUCAGGGAAUUAUUCCAACGAUGACAACACUUCCGGGAGCAAAGGAUCCAAAGAAAUGCUGGAAAAGGAAAUGCUGUAACUUCAGGAAAACAAAAUUCAUCCGUGGGACUGGAACUUCAUAAAUACUUCAAACCUCUUCGUGAUGGAAGCCCCAGCCUGAGGGGGACCCUGUGRCCUUUGGGGUCCCUAUGUUUGGGCUCCAGAGCUGCCCCUGCUGGGGGGAAUGGUCUGAGUGUCCCCACCCCAGCCAGGGCUGCCCUUCUGCACCAGGAGCACCUUUGGGCUCUCCCUCUGCUCGAGCUGAUGAGCAAACCCUUCCUGUGCCACCAGAGCUGCUCCUGCUCGUGGAGCUGUGGGUGGAGUUACCCAGUGUUUACAAGCCAAAGGAAAUCCGUGCUGGACACAAUCCUGUGGAGUUUUCAUUUUCUUCCAGGCCUCGGGCAGUGCUUGGCUCAGCAGGUCUGAGCUAAAGGUGCCAAGGGAGCACAGAGGCAGCAGUGAGGAGGCUGGGAUUCCUUGGGAUUCCUCAUGGGAUUUCUUGGGAUUCCUCAUGGGAUUUCUUGUGGGAUUCCUCAUGGGAUUUCUUGUGGGAUUCCUCAUGGGAUUCCUCAUGGAUGGGCCUGGGGAUGCUCCCAGUGCUCAUUCUGUGUCUCUGUCCCCAUCCCUGGAAUGUCCCAGGCCAGGCUGGACAGGUCUCAGAGCAGCCUGGGACAGUGGAAGGUGUCCCUGCCAUGGYAGGRGUGGGAUGGGAUGAGCUGUAAGGYCCCUUAAACUCACUCUGGGAUCAGCAGGAUCCAAGUGGAAUUUAGGAAAUGCCUUUAGCAGAGGGAUGAGCUUGGCAUUCUCCCAGCUUUGUUUUGCCAACAGACUUUUCUUUGGACAAAGGAUCAGGAUAUGCUGCGAUUUCAGUUUCUGUGUUCCAUGUUUUCCAUACUGUCUGCACUGUCUUCUGGAGUAAUUUUUUUUAAGUACCUUAUUUUUUAAUGAAGAAAUUGCUUUGGAGUAAACUGGGUUGUUUGUUCUAACAAGGAACUCUUGAUGUUUAUAUAUCCUUUGUUUGUUUUUUUUUUUUAAUUUUUACUUGAUUUUAUAAAUGCACUGUCCAUAUGUUCAUUGAGGAACUUAAUAAAUUUUGCACAUUUGCUUCUUA
Molecule: messenger RNA, 2679 nt
Organism: Malurus melanocephalus (red-backed fairy wren)
Lineage: Eukaryota; Metazoa; Chordata; Aves; Passeriformes; Maluridae
Gene: IFNAR1
Product: interferon alpha and beta receptor subunit 1
Exons: 9
Coding region: 1-1608 (535 amino acids)
Molecular function (GO): protein binding
Source: RefSeq, a predicted model, not a curated record